Messenger RNA from Cylindrotheca closterium, 543 nucleotides. The record is from the annotation of a GenBank genome assembly. Lineage: Eukaryota; Bacillariophyta; Bacillariophyceae; Bacillariales; Bacillariaceae.
AUGUCACGAAGUAUAUUGGUCACCCUCCUUGCCUUCCUUUGUGUCGCUGUAACUCAGGCAUUUGUCGCCCCACAAGCAAGAUGCCAAUCUGCUCUUCAACAACCUUUCAAGAUGUUCAAUCCAUCGUCAUCAUCAUCAACAACAACACAAUCAUCUCAAAGAUUCACCACUACCACCGCACUGUCAAUGUCCGCAGAGAAUAAAGAAAACUCGCUUCCUUUUUGGCUGGAUCCCAAUACAAAGGGUGGGGUUAUUGUAUUGAGUAUUGUUCUUUUGAUUCUUCCAUUCCUCGCAUACAACGUGGUAACUGGCCUCUUUGGCGUUGAUGGGGUUGAAGCUGGAAAGUGGAUUGGUGUUGGUUUCACCGCAAUCGGAACUUUUGCAUGGGUGGGAACAUAUAUUUUUCGUGUGGCAACCAAAGAUAUGACUUAUGCCAAGCAACUAAAGGAUUAUGAAAACGCCGUAAUCGCCAAGCGUUUAGAAGAGCUUGAUGACGAUGAAAUCCAAGCACUUGUAGAAGAAAUUGAUCGUGAAGACUUCUAA